UGACUGACCUUACAGUCGUUACUUUCUGAUUGAAGGGACCGAUAGUGUAUCACAACCCAGAUUGACUGCAGUUGACCAAUCAUGGGCUGGCAGAGGUGGGAUUUUUCCCCUCUUUUACUCCCCCUCCCGAAAAGAGAAUCCCGAAAAUGACAUCCAGACUGAGAGAAAAACAGUGAAAGCAAAGAGAGUGAGAAAUUGACACAGACCUGCGGAAGACGUGUUUUUUUUUUAAAAAAAAGCACAUCCUUUCUUGGGCACGUUGUAAAGUUUCAGUUCUUUUAAAUCGCCAGCAGUGAUGCUCUGCCUCAAGAAAUGAAGUUCGCAAGUGCAAAAACCUGAUAGAAAAAAAAAAACUAGCGCAAGAAAAUGCCUCUUUGAAAACGGGAGCUUCUCGCAGAGCACAUUUCCUGGGUUUGACAGCAUAGCAAAAGCGGAGACGCCGCUUGCUCGAUUCCUCUUUGCCCCCGACGACUUUUCUUCCCAGGAUCUCUGGUCUUGGACCUUUUCUUUUACCGACUCCGGUCCAACCGGGAAUCGAAAUGUGUGACUUCAUGCCAGCCUCGCAGCCCGCUGAAAAAAUCGGCAAAAUGAAAAAGUUACGAAGAACUUUGUCGGAGAGUUUCAACCGAAUAACAUUCAAGAAAGAUGACAGCAACUUUGAUGAGAUAUGUGUCACAAAGAUGUCUACACGAAACUGCCAGGGAAUGGACUCAGUCAUCAAACCCCUGGACACCAUCCCUGAGGACAAGAAGGUCAGAGUUCAAAGGACACAGAGCAGCUUUGACCCCUUUGAGAAGCCAACGAACCAGGUUAAGAGGGUCCAUUCUGAAAACAAUGCCUGCAUUAACUUUAAAGGCUCCUCAGCAGGAAAGGAAUCUCCCAAACUCCGGCGGCAUUCCAGUCCAAGCUCGCCAACGAGCCCAAAAUUUGGAAAAGCAGAUUCCUAUGAAAAGCUUGAGAAGCUGGGAGAAGGUUCAUAUGCCACAGUUUACAAGGGGAAGAGCAAGGUGAAUGGCAAGCUUGUUGCACUGAAAGUUAUCCGACUCCAAGAAGAAGAAGGCACUCCAUUUACAGCAAUCAGGGAAGCUUCGCUUUUGAAAGGUCUGAAACACACAAACAUAGUGCUGCUACAUGACAUCAUCCACACAAAAGAAACAUUAACACUUGUUUUUGAGUACGUGCACACGGAUCUGUGCCAGUACAUGGACAAGCACCCUGGGGGUCUUCAUCCAGACAAUGUGAAGUUAUUUUUAUUUCAGCUGCUUCGGGGUCUCUCCUACACCCACCAGAGGUACAUUCUGCACAGGGACUUGAAACCCCAGAACCUCCUGAUAAGUGACACUGGUGAACUGAAGCUGGCAGACUUUGGCCUGGCAAGAGCCAAGUCCGUCCCCAGCCACACGUACUCCAACGAGGUGGUGACUCUGUGGUACAGACCUCCAGAUGUGCUCCUGGGCUCCACAGACUACUCCACCUGUCUGGACAUGUGGGGAGUAGGAUGCAUCUUUGUAGAAAUGAUCCAAGGGGUUGCUGCAUUUCCAGGAAUGAAGGAUAUUCAGGAUCAACUUGAACGAAUAUUUUUGGUCCUGGGGACUCCAACAGAGGACACAUGGCCAGGGGUUCACUCCUUACCCCACUUCAAGCCAGAGCGGUUUACUCAAUACAGUCCUAAGAAACUUAGGCAAGCGUGGAAUAAACUGGGUUAUGUGAAUCACGCAGAGGAGCUAGCCUCCAGAUUUCUCCAGUGCUUCCCAAAGAACAGGCUGUCAGCACAGGCAGCCCUGAACCAUGAAUACUUCAGUGAUCUGCCUCCUCGGCUCUGGGAGUUACCUGACAUGUCUUCUAUCCUCACAGUCCCUCAUGUUAAACUGCAGCCUGAAACAGGAGACAGCAUCAGAGUGUGUGGAAAGACCAACAGCCAUGACAAAGGCUUGUCCAACAGUCGACACUGACAAGGCAGCUCUUCCCAGAACAGGGAAACAGAUCGGUACUGUCAACAGCCAAUGGAAGAAACCAAUGAAAUGUGGAAACAAGACCUGAAUGGGUUCUCCCAUUUUGUUUUUUGGUUAAAAGAAAACUUUAGGUGGCAUGAUUUCUUUAUUACCUGCUGUGUACCUACACCCGUGCUUUAUGAAGUUUGCCGUCAAAUUCCAGUGUGUGUAAUUCCAGUACACCUUAAAAUUCUAAUUGGCUGGUUGUAUAGUUUGCUUCCUUUUUAAAGGAAUGUACAGCUUCACAGCUUCACUGAAAAAAGAUGUCAUAGUGUAUAUCAACAUGCCUUUUUGUUAAGUCCACUUUUUAUGAGCAAGUGCAUUAAUGUAGUAAAAAGUAAUCAGUAAUGCUUUUACAUGAACCCACCCACUGUGACUAAAAAGCAUUACAUUUGCCAUUUUUUCUUUUUGUAAAGACCUCAUACUGGUCAUGUUGGGCUUAAUAAAUAUUUCUGAACGCACUGUACAAUAAGAUCAAGGCAAUAAUAAUUUAUUUUGUAUUUCAAUAGAAUUUUAGGAGUUAGUUCUUUGGGAAAACAGCAGCCAUGAUGAAAUCUGUCUGUCAUCCAUGGGUGUAAUAGACCCUUUAGAAGUAAUAUGAUGUUCUCAAACAGUGGUAUUUGUUUAAAUAUAAAAUAAAAUAAAAUUGUAGCACUUGGGUUUCUAUUUGCAAUAUUUGUAAAAUUUUGCUUUCAGUGUGUUCCAUAUAUAUGCACAUUUGAUGUGUGUAUAUGUAUACAGGUUUAUGGCAAUAUCAAAGCUUUAAUGUAUUGUACACGGAUAUGAUUACAUUUAGAAUUGUGGUGUUUCUAUAGGCAGAGAAAGAUCAUUUCCUUCUUUUUUCUCUGACACCUAAUCAGACAGGAAUCAUUAAAGCAUCAGUUCACCAUCAAUUCAGGAGAGGAACACCUGCUGUGUGCACACAAGAACAGAGCCUGACUUCAUCUGACUCUAGCUUCACUCGAGUGGCUCCAUAUCUAAAUUCACCAUUUCCAUUUACCCAUCUGCACUAGCAAUCGCGUUGUUGCACAGAAAAUUUAAAACAAGUAACUGAGAGGGCCAUCUCAUCUGAAGAAGAAAAUGUCAUUUUUUUGGUCUGUGCUAUGACGGAGGUAAGCUUUUAUAUUUUCAGCAUUUUUCUUAACAUAUAUUGCGGUCAGAAAACAAAGGCUGAUCAAAUGUUAUAAAUCUUCCUGUAGUUAGCAGUUAAGCCCAUCUGAAUCAAUAUAUUAUAUUGCUUGUAAAUUUAAAAUUGCCAGUACUAACAGAAAAAGGGAAAAUUUAUCCAAGUCUGUUGUCAGUUUAACUAAAAUUAAGCAACUGUACUGAAAGAGGAAGAUAAAAAUGUUAUCGUCCAAAUAGCUCAUUUUAAUUAAUAUAUAGGAUCUCUGAUACUUAUACAUUUCAAAGUGAUCCGUCUUUCAAUUUUUAUCAGAAGCAUUUUUAGAAGUGAUACAUACUGUAACCUCAAUCCUCUCCUCUUCUAAAGAGAGAAGUACUUUUGACACUGGUUUUCUUCUGCCUAAUACCUGCCCAUCUGGGUCUGACUCGCGGCUCUUAUUUCACAUUGAGAAGAGAACAGGCCUGACCCCAAACAGGAUGACCACUCAGAUUGUCGCCAAGCUCAGACAUACAGUAGCUAAGAGUGAGAAGAAAUGCACGCAUGUGCACCUGGAAGUAAAAGACACAUUGACCUGGCUGUAAUGUUGCACUUUUACAUGCAAUUACUGUCAAAUGGAAACUAGAUAGAAUUGUUUUUACAGAGUGAGAUGCAAAAUGUUCUGUAAGACACAAGACAUUGAGCAGCUUAUAGAAGUUCUCUCCCCGUGCAUUUCUGACCAGACUAGUAACCUGUAGUGCCAUUUCUCUCGCUCCAAUUCCUCAGUGUUUGGCAGCUGCCCGGCUCCUUGCAACAGCUCAGUCAUGUCGUCACAGAAGUUGCUUUACUGUGUUUUCAGUACCACAAAUUCAUCAUGCAUUUAUCCAGCAAGACCUAACUGCUGCUCCAAUAAAAUAGGCUGCUUGUUUGUGCAGUCCUACAGCUAAGUAGACAUCUUCCUUCUCUCUUAAAUCAAGGACCAUUGCAUUUGUAUUUAAAUUUAAUACAACACUUCCCUUAACUACACUAUUGUGUCUACAACAGACCUGUAAGAAAAGGUCAUCAGUUCUAAUUGACCUGUUUUUACUUCCAGAAAAUAGCUUCCACCAACUUCUCACAGCAGCAUUACUUUUCUAGAUGCUGUUUUUUUUUUCUAAAAAAUAUGGAAAUGCUUAAUGCCGUGUUAGUGCACCCAGCAGUGUCACGAAUCAGACUCUGCUCUGGGGCGUCUUUGCACAGAUGCAUUGUGACCCAGGACAGCUUCGGUCACGCCAGGUCAACUGCACUUCUUCAGAAAGCAGUGUGAAACGGCCCGCUGGCUUGCGUGACACCAGGUCGUGACCCAGGUAGGAGCUCAGGGGAGCUCAUCCUGGGCAGAGAACGCCAGUGUGAAAAGAGCUUUAGUCAUGGAGUUUACUCUCCAGGAACUCUCGGCAUGACCAGACUCUCAGAGCCAGACGCCCAGAUCCACACAACACACAUUCACACUCCCAUCUCUUCCACAGGGGGGGAAAUGCCUGUAAUAUACAGAUAUAGAUAUCUAUGCUGAAAUUAACUUGCAGGGGGGUUUGGUCUUCUUUUAAAUUGAAAAAUAAAAAUGGUUAUAAUCAUGCCACGUAUGUGAAAACACUUUUUUUCAGUAGGUGGAACCUUUGGGCUUUAUUUGUGGGCACAAUUGUCUUAUUAUCAUCAUCAGUAGUAGUAACAAUCAUAUCUAAUGAUUCUUAUUAUUUUAAUACAUAAUUGAUGUAUUAUAAUAGUGAUGAUAAUAAUGACAAGGACAAAUAAAGCUAGAGAAUCUUAUUUUCUCCAUUACAAAUGCACUUUCGAAUAUGUUUAACAUUCCAGUUUAAGAGUAGGUUACUUUGUGCCUCGGUUCUCUUUACUCAAUCUUAUUGUUGUGUGCACAAAAUGAUAAUGUGUGAUACUUUCAGGAAAGAUAUUUGAAACAGUUUGAUAUUUUGUAGUGCAGAAUAUACCAAAUACUUGAACUAAUUUCAUAGCAUUUUAAUGGCAUUCCAUUCUUGCAUAUAUUUAAUCAAACAUAGGAAAGAAGCCUGUAACUGUUUAAUUGACACAAUAUGAAGCUGUGUUAAUAAGGGAAACAGCUUUAAGAUGGGCCUAGGCUCUAAGGUUUUAAAGCAAUUUCUGGCAGUAUUAGCAGCUGAAUAAUUAUUUGAUAUAUUAGCAUGCUUUUUAAGUGUGUUGUAUCUCAUUCUGGUUAUAUUUGGUAGCAGCUAGACUGCCUGCGAGCACAGAAUUGUUUUUUCAAUGGCUCCUGCGUUGAUUCACUGAGCACUAAUGCGACUAUGAUUCUUUUGAACUUGAAUGUUUCCAAAUGUUUCCCUUUGUGAGGAAUGUGUGAUGAAGGAAAAACAAAAAAGGGAGUUUGAUUGCACAUUAGCACUCUGACAGUUAUAAUGAUACCAUCAAUUAUCAUGUAAUUAAUGACCAUUGCUUAAUCUCAGCAUAGGACAAUGUAGAAAAUAAGCAAGUUAAAAGAAACCAUUUUAAAAACAUCACUCCUGUGAUUCCCGGGUUUAUUAUAUUGGACACAUGUAAUGGAAUGUGCAGUCAGUAAUAUGUUAUUCUUGUAUACUUAUGUUCAUCUGUGAAUAUUUAAUCAUUUUGUAACCUUUGUUAUAAACUGUUUAGGCUGUAUAUUGUCAGGAGAAAGCCUCAUAAAAGUGUAAUAGUGAAGCUUAAAAUACAUUGCAUUUGGAGUCAUGAAUGUCCCCCAGCUCUCUAAAACAGGAGAGAGAAUUCAAAUAUAUUUUUGACCUUGUUAAUUAAAAUAGACCUGAACACUGGGAAAGGCAUUUUUCAUACACAUGCUUCCCUGCUGUGCUGAACACUGAACCUGCCAUUUAAAGUAAUAUUUAACAAAAAAAUCACUUGCAUUGUUCCUUUUUUUGUAUGAUGCACUGAAAAUGAAUGUUUGACAAGCAGAACAUAAGUAUAAAUGCAGUGCAAAAUUCAGUCACUUUAUAAACUCCCUAGAGCUUAGUAUGAUAGAAUCAAUGUUGCAUUAUUUGUUACAACCAAUAUGUAAUGUUAUUAUGAAGAUGUAAUGUCCUUCUGUAACUGUUGUUUAUUGUUACCUGAAAUAAAGUUUAUUAAUUCCUCAGA
Messenger RNA from Lepisosteus oculatus (spotted gar), 6219 nucleotides. RefSeq names its product cyclin dependent kinase 14 (gene cdk14). The record is from RefSeq and is a predicted model, not a curated record. Gene Ontology annotation, biological process: protein phosphorylation. Gene Ontology annotation, cellular component: cytoplasm; cytosol; nucleus. Lineage: Eukaryota; Metazoa; Chordata; Actinopteri; Semionotiformes; Lepisosteidae. Gene Ontology annotation, molecular function: ATP binding; cyclin-dependent protein serine/threonine kinase activity; cyclin binding.